GUGCAGUGCAUCACAUUUUCUGUCUGGAACGUCACCCUGAGGGGGCGGGACUAGCCUAAGCCAGCGAGUAACCUGAUUGGUCAACUCAGCUUGUCAUGAGAGAUUCCGGAUGUCUGCUGUGUGACUGGGAUGGUAUCAUGGAGAGAGACAAUCAUCAAGAAGGAGAGGCACAGGGAGUGAAGAUUUGUGAUUCACCCUCAGAGAGCAAUCCACCUGCUGACACCUUGGCAACUUCUCUUUCCCUCUUGGGCAAUCACAUGUUUCCUGACCCUGUGGAGAGAAACAACGGUACUACUGUUGUGAAAGAGGAGCCUGCAGAUUUGCACCUGUCGGAUGUUACAGCACAGGAGCAGAGUCUGGACGCAGAGCACGUUUCUAACCAGGUAAAAAAGCUAGAGACUGAGGCGGCAGAAAACUCUGAGUGUCAGAACAAUGAAUCCACCGAGACAACUGAAAGAGGAACUGAGGAUGCUGCCAUAGACAAUGACCAGAGCGAUUCUGGAGAGUUUGUUGUAACAAUGUUGGCCAAGGCCAAGCUGGAGGAGCAAGGUAUAGGUGUGAAGGGAAGGUCAUCCCCCUUGCUGGAGGCAGGCACCCAGGAGUCUCCUUCAUUUAUGUCUCAUCGUGAUGAGGAUGUGACAGCUGACAGCUGGCGGCAGCACAGGAAGCAUGUUUUUGUGCUAAGUGAAGCAGGCAAACCCAUCUAUUCUCGAUAUGGCAGUGAAGAGGCUCUGUCAUCCACAAUGGGAGUCAUGAUGGCAUUGGUGUCCUUUGUCCAAAGUAGCGAUAAUAUCAUCCGCUCAGUCUAUUCAGAGGAGCACACUGUGGUGUUCUUACAAAAAGGGCCCCUAGUGCUCGUGUGUGUCUCCAGCAGUCGUCAGUCUGAGCAGCAGCUGCGUGGAGAGCUCCUCUACGUAUACUAUCAGAUCAUCAGCAUGCUCACGCAGGCCAGCAUAUCCCGCAUCUUUGAACACAAGAAAAACUACGAUCUGAGGAGACUCUUGGCAGGCUCAGAGAAGAUCCUGGACGGCCUCCUCAACCUGGUAGAUUCAGACCCCAGCUUCCUCCUCGCAGCAAUACACUGCUUACCCCUAGCCUCCUCUCUCAGGGACUCUCUCAGCCAGAUCCUGCAGAAAGCUAUCACGCCCAAUCUAGUUUUCUCCAUCCUCAUCGCCAAGAACCAGCUGCUCACCAUCGUCCAAGAGAAGACCGUCAUCGAGGACACCCGGCUGGAGCCUGCUGACGUCCACCUCUUGCUCAACCUCAUCGGAGCCUCCUCUGCCUUUCAGGCUGGGGAGAUCUGGACUCCCAUCUGCCUCCCUCUCUUUAAUCCUGACUGUUACUUUUAUGCAUACAUUUCUUACCUGGACCCUCCAGAAUGCACUGUUUGUUUGCUGCUGCUCUCGACAGACAAGGAAGCUUUCUACGCUGUAGCUGAGUGCAAGAGGAAGAUAGAGGAGGCCAUGGUGGCUCAGAACUCCCUGAGCCUCAUUGCCAAAGCCCAGUCAUACAGCGUGAGCCAGGUGGGCGUCUCAGACCUCAGACACUUCAUGUACAAGCCCUUUGAUGUUCCAGACAACUACCGCCAGCUCACUCAGUUCACCAGCCCAGAGAUGGAGGCGCCGUACAGCAGUGAGGGGGAGAAAAUGAGACUGCUCGACCUUUAUCGUUAUAUGCACAGCCGCAUCCACAGCACCUCACGACCCCUCAAGCUCAUCUACCAUGUCGCUGAGAGAGAAACUCUGCUAGCCUGGGUCACAAGUAAAUUUGAGCUGUACACCUGCUUCAGUCCUCUGGUGACAAAGGCCUGUGCUAUUACAGCUAUCACUAAACUUCUAAGGUGGAUUAAAAAGGAGGAGGACCGUCUCUUCAUCAGAUAUCCCCCGAAGUAUUCAACCACCCCAAACCCCAGCAAGAGCUCUCGAGGUGGAAAAUCUGACCAGCAAGACUCCACAGACAACGGCUUCUUGUCUCUUCUAUAGGACUCUCUUAUUGCUACAAUAGUGGCGGCUCUGCCUCAUUCAACAAUAGUUUGUACACUGGUUCCAAGAUAUUUUUGAACCCUGUUUUGACACCUGUUGGACUUGACAGACAUUGACUACUGGAAUCAAACACUACAUUUUACACUAUUUAAGAAGGAAUGAUCUCUUUGAAGCUAGUAUUAUUUCCUUACCUUAACAAGAAAGCAUGUCAUUGCAUCACUGCUUUCGAUCAGAAACAGUCAGGGCAAAACAGCAUUAGUACGUUUUAAAUUGAACUGUGGUAGAAUGUAAUUGCAAUGAUAUUUAAAUGUUUUUAUAUUGUUUUAUUACUGCAACAAGAGAGAAUAUUUUCUUUCUUGUGUAAGUUAAAAUGGGGUGAAAAAUGAACUUAAACUACCUUUCUCAGACUAGUUAUAACAUAUAGAUUUUUUUUUCAUGAUGACACAAAAACAUCCCAAUGUUAUGAAACUGGAUAUGCAAGUAUCGAAAGUAUGUUGUGUUUUUGGGCUCAGCAUAAAUCGGAAUAACAACUGGAACUGCCAGACCAGUGAUGAGCCGUCGUGUGUUAUGAUAGUGCAUGAACAGACAAAUCUAUGGAUUGGUUGCACAUCCCUGCGGCACAACUUGAAAACAUGGUGUUGUUUUAUAUCCCACUAAUGUUUCCACUCAAAUUUAAAACCAUCAGGUUUCAUUCAUAUUACAUUUUGGGCUGAAAAAACAAAUAGGAUAUCCCAGCCUGUUACACAUUAUCACUUUACAUAAUCAAUAUUUCCAUUGUUAGUGUUUUCAUUGAUAGAAGUCAAACCUUGUCAGUCUGGAAAUCAUCUAAGCUAAGACGAUGCCUCAGAGCUCAUGCAAUGUUUUUCUGCAGAUACUUCUUGUACAAUUAUCAGCUGACACCUGAUGUAGUGAGUUCAGGUACUUCUCUUUUUGGAUAAUAGUUUUGUAAAGAUGGUCUAUAAACAGUAGCCUCAUCCCUGUGUCCUCUGAGGAAUUUCCUGUCAAUUCAAGUCUUAAGAGUAUGUCUAUAGUAUUAUGAAAUAAAUCCCAGGUUGCACAAAUGUACACUUGUCCUAAUGAAGUAGAGAUGUAGUGAAUAAGCUUCAUUUAUUAUCUACCAGAUGACAAAUUAACAUUAAGUAAUGCUUGAUCUUGCAGUUCUGUAAUUUACAUAAUAAUGUUCUAGGAGUUUUCCUGGUAAGAUCUAUUUAGUUUGGUAUUAAUUGUAUCAAAAAUCAAUGCAGUUGGUAGAUUUCCAAUGAAUCGCUUUGUGUAAUCUACCAGAUAGUACCUGUACAAUUAGUACAAAAUUACAUAGCUCUUUCCAGGAAACACCAUAAGAAUUUAAAACGUAAAAUAAAGGGUUACCAACAUUUAAUUGAGA
This is a messenger RNA of Seriola aureovittata, 3366 nucleotides long. It is a transcript of the gene mon1bb, whose product is annotated as MON1 secretory trafficking family member Bb. The transcript is spliced from 6 exons. NCBI's taxonomy places the organism in Eukaryota, Metazoa, Chordata, Actinopteri, Carangiformes, Carangidae. Gene Ontology annotation, biological process: protein targeting to vacuole; vesicle-mediated transport. The record is from RefSeq and is a predicted model, not a curated record. The coding region runs from base 96 to 1982 and encodes 628 amino acids.